UGCUUUUUCAUGAUUAUGCACCGUACUCGAAGUAAAAGAAAAGCGCAAAAUUUCUUUAUAAGACAAUUCUUAACAAAUUAUGAAUAAAAAUACUUUAGCCUCGUAAAAAUAAUAAUAUUUUUGGUAUACUUUAAGUUUAUAGAAAUGGCCUCAUUAAGUAACGUUGUAAUCGAAACAGAAAAAGAUAUACCGCUAGUAAACAAAGUAAAAGAUGCUGAAAUGAAUAAAAUGGAUGGUCUAGUAGUUCAAAGUUUGCGUGAAAACUUUGAAUUAAGAGAGAAUUCUAGUGAAAGUUUAAGCUGUAUUGUCGAGUUAGUAAAAAAUUCUUUUCCUGAUUAUGAUGCAUCAUCAGUUCACCACUGUCUUGUGGAGGCAUUUCCUGACCUUCAAGCGCAGCAGAGUAAUGACAAAGAAGAAAUUUAUUAUUUGGGCAUCAGUUUUAUAAAUAGUCAGUCUGAAGAAGAAAGAAUUAUUACAUGGCUUAAAAACAGGUUUCAAGAAGAUCAAUUUGGAAGAGUUUCAACACAAACAUUAAUAGAAAUUGCUAGAAAAGAAUCUGGAGGUUUUAAAACAAAUUCUCUUGGUUAUUUUCUUCGAAAAGCUUUUCCCAAAAUUUAUAUGCGACGAUCAGACAGGCUUCGGUGGUGGUGCGGUAUAUGCUUGCCAGAACAAGAGUUAACUCAAGAAGACAAAAGAAUAAAUGCAUGGUUACAUGCAGCAAGUAAAUGGCUAAGACAAAACAUGUUUUUAAAAAUUGGAACUAAGGAGCAAUGCUCAGUAGUGUAUGCUGCUAUUGCAAAUUAUGUUGGCAAGGAAUCUCAUCACCAAUAUAUUACAGCAAUUAAAAGUGUCUUCCCUAAUAUUAUUCGUAAAACAAUCAACAGAAUUGACUAUUAUCUUGGUGUAUCAUUUUCAAACAAUGUCACAAGGGAGGCAGUUGCUGCAUUGUAUCCUAUGCAACGAUCAAAAGAUCCAGUAGAAAGACCAAUUAUUUCAGAAGAAGAAAGAAAAGUUGUUACAUGGUUGCGAAAAGUGCUAAAACUUAGUUUGCUUCAUCGUGAAAAAAUUUAUGAUAUUUCUUCAAUGUUAACAAAAAUGAAUGGAGAGCAUACAACAGAGAAAGCAGCGCUUAAGCAACUCAGAAAGGCAUUUCCCACAGUACGCUAUCGCAAAAGAGGUGGCAUCGGCUAUGUUAUUGGUGUUGAGAUAUUAGAUCCAUACAAGCCUAAAGAUUUCUGGUUGGAAAAGUCAGUUGAAUGGUUACAGCAGGUUUUAAUGCCAGCUUCAAUGGACUACUUUGAGAAGGCGGCCACUCUACUUCAGUAUAUUAAAGAAGGUGUCCAAUGCCAUAAUCGAAGAAAGUGCAUCGAUCUUCUUCGACGAGCUUUUCCUAGAGUUAGUAUUAAAAAAUCACAUGAUGGUCAGCUUAUCUAUGGAGUUCGGUUACGCACAGACAAGCAUGUUGACUUUCCUGUUUUUGAUGCUGAAGAUUUUCAGGGAAAUUUUAGUGAAGUCAAUGUAAGUGAGGUGGAUGAUUGUGAUGAAGAAUCAUACACUGAUGUUAAAUUUGCAGUUGAUUCUCGACAAGUAGUUAAACUUGGUGAAGACACUCGACAAGGAUCUAUUGAAGAUCACCAUGACAUUAGUAAUGUUACACAACAUAGCAAUGAGAAUAAUAUGAGCGUUUUAGCUGAGACAUCGAGGUUAGAAGAUAAGGUAGACAAGCUGACAAGUCUCGUAGAUGCUAUGCGAGAAGAAUUGCGAGAUUUACGAAAUGAGUUAAAUCAAUCAACAAGACAAAAAGACGCUUUAAUUGUUCAACUACAGCAAACAUUAGUUUUGCUGACUCAGCAGCAAUAUCAACGAAUGCUUAAACCUGCAGAAAUUACUGGUCAAGACGGUUUUUUAAUACAAAACAUUCAAUCUUUAUCGACUUUAAACAACGACGUUAGUAAUAAUGUACAAACCGUCAAACAGCCUUUACCUUCAAUAAACAAUCUUAAACAGUUUUAGCUCUCUUAGGGUUUUGUGUUACAAUUAUACAGAAAGUUUAUUAAAUGAUAUCAAUAUAUCAAGGUAAAAUGAAAAAGCAUUCCGAGCGAAUCAGAACAUUAAAAUGGGUGUUUUUCUUUAUGGGAAGAAAAGAUCGCAACAAAGUAUAUGGGUGAUUAAGAUUGUUUUUCCCUUUUAUUACAUCGCGAGUUAUUUCUGAUUAUCUCAGGACUUAGUAAAUGUCACUUUGCAAAGUGUACUUCUUAACUCAACAAAUUGUCAAUAUUGUAAAUAGUUAUUGUGAAUUCGUGCAGAAAAAUUGUAUGAUCGUGUAA
Messenger RNA from Hydra vulgaris (swiftwater hydra), 2327 nucleotides. RefSeq lists its product as uncharacterized. NCBI's taxonomy places the organism in Eukaryota, Metazoa, Cnidaria, Hydrozoa, Anthoathecata, Hydridae. The record is from RefSeq and is a predicted model, not a curated record.